This is a messenger RNA of Anguilla anguilla (European eel), 980 nucleotides long. RefSeq names its product protein kinase C delta type-like. NCBI's taxonomy places the organism in Eukaryota, Metazoa, Chordata, Actinopteri, Anguilliformes, Anguillidae. Gene Ontology annotation, molecular function: ATP binding; protein serine/threonine kinase activity. Bases 81 to 884 code for a protein of 267 amino acids. The transcript is spliced from 7 exons. Gene Ontology annotation, biological process: protein phosphorylation. The record is from RefSeq and is a predicted model, not a curated record.
UCGAAAAAGUCUCCUCUGGUCCCUCCCCUGAGUGCUUUUUUUUCCAUAAAGUGCUGGGCAAAGGAGCCUUUGGAAAGGUCAUGCUGGCAGAGCUGAAAGAGAGUGGGAAGUACUUUGCUGUCAAAGCCCUGAAGAAGGAGCACAUCCUGGCAAACAACCAUGUUGAAUGCACCAAGGUGGAGAAGAGGGUGUUGGCCCUAGCUGCAGAGAACCCCUUCCUCACCCACCUCCACUCAACAUUCCAAACAAAGGAUUGCCUUUUCUUUGUUAUGGAGUAUGUGAAUGGGAGAGACCUCUACUUCCAUAUCGUGGUGAUGGGGCACUUUGAUCUACAAAGCACACAAUUCUAUGUUGCAGAGAUUAUUUGUGGGCUCCAAUUUCUUCACACAAAUGGAGUCAUAUACAGGGAUUUGAAGCUGAACAAUGUGAUGCUGGAUGGAGAUGGACAUAUUAAAAUUGUGGACUUUGGAUUGUGCAAGGACAACAUGAUUGAUGGGAAAGCAAUGAGCUUCUGUGGCACUGAGCACUAUAUUGCACCAGAGAUCUUCCAGGGAAAGGAGUACUCUUUUCCUGUGGACUGGUGGUCACUUGGGGUCCUUGUCUUUGAAAUGUUGACUGGUGAUUCCCCCUUUCAAGGGGACAAUGAAGAUGAGCUCUCCACAUCUGUCUGCACAGACACAAUUGAGUAUCCCAGCUGGCUAAACCAGGAGUCGAAGGACCUGCUUGAGAAGCUUCUGGAGAGGGACCCCACUCACAGGCUGGGUGUGGCUGGAGACAUCCGGGCUCACCCCUUCUUUGAAGUCAUUGACUGGCCUACUCUUGAAAAGAGGGAGAUGGAACCCCCCUUCAAACCAAAAAUCACGGUAAGAUCUUCUGGUCCAUAAGUUAAUAUGUGUCAUAUUUUUUUUAAACAGGGAGUCAAUAGUCCUCACCACACGAACAUUAAAGUUGAAAUGCUGUGUGGCACACCGUGCUUCAAA